This is a messenger RNA of Phanerochaete carnosa HHB-10118-sp, 2533 nucleotides long. RefSeq lists its product as uncharacterized. The record is from RefSeq and is a predicted model, not a curated record. Bases 73 to 2469 code for a protein of 798 amino acids. NCBI's taxonomy places the organism in Eukaryota, Fungi, Basidiomycota, Agaricomycetes, Polyporales, Phanerochaetaceae. The transcript is spliced from 9 exons. Gene Ontology annotation, molecular function: ATP hydrolysis activity; ATP binding. Gene Ontology annotation, cellular component: Golgi stack. Gene Ontology annotation, biological process: SNARE complex disassembly; intra-Golgi vesicle-mediated transport; Golgi to plasma membrane protein transport.
GCUGCCUGCAUCAGGCGGUCUUGUUCUUAUUCGCCUUCUCUCUAGAGCCAAAACGUUCUUCUAGUCCCCAACAUGAGCUUCUUCAGCCGUUCCAGCGCGAGUAACCAGCCCAGCCAACAGCCGUACUCCCGCCCUCCCCCGGGGAGCACGUCUAGCGUCCCCUCGUCCGGGCAACGUGUUCCUACUCCUCGUUAUGAUGACCCUCGGAUGUAUGAGAAGCAAGGAGGAUAUAGCCACAGGCGGACCCCGUCUGCUUCAUCCCGAGGGGGCGGCGCAUUCUCCGUUGUAUCGGCACCGAACGACCAACUAGCAUUCACUAACUGUCUAAUUGUCAACCCUUCCGACUUCCACCAGGGGCAGCAUGUUAUCGCAAAGCAGCAGUAUCCAUUGACUGUGCGUCACGAUAAUACCGGAAAGAUCUCCCCUGGCUCUGUGGGCGCAGGCAGCUUGCAGCGACAGUGGAUUGGCCUUUCCCUCACCGGAGACUCGGUCACGGUAGAGCCCUAUCCGCACACCCCAUCAUACUUGGGUUCCGUAGACAUCGAGGCCGGUUUCCUUCGACGAGGUCAUGAAAUCCCUGAAGCAUUCUCUGCCGACGAGCUGGCCCAGAACUUCAUCCGCGCCUACAACGGCAUUAUGCUGAGCGUCGGCCAGCUGCUCAUCUUCGAGUUUCAUGGGCAGAAUCUCAAGCUCCAAGUCACAGGGCUCCAAACUGUUGAGCUUGUCAAUGCUCCUCCUGUGCAGGGUCACGGUGCUGCUUCCGGUGUGUUAAUGGAGAAAACGGAUGUCACAUUUAUCAAGGCGGCGGAUAGUGCUAUCAAGCUCAAGUCCAGCGCGAAGAAGGCACCACCGAAUGCUAUCCUCGCGCCAAACUUCAAGUUCGAGGAUAUGGGUAUUGGAGGCUUGGACUCCGAGUUCAGCACAAUCUUCCGCCGUGCUUUCGCUUCGCGCGUGUUCCCUCCUUCAAUUGUGGAGAAACUUGGUAUUCAGCACGUCAAGGGUAUCCUGUUGCACGGACCUCCGGGUACUGGCAAGACCCUGCUGGCCAGACAGAUUGGUACGAUGCUGAAUGCUCGGGAGCCUAAGAUCGUAAACGGUCCAGAAAUCCUCAACAAGUACGUCGGUGCGUCGGAAGAAAACAUUCGAAAGCUCUUCGCAGAUGCCGAGAAGGAGUACAAGGCCAAGGGUGACGAGAGUGGUCUCCAUAUCAUCAUCUUCGAUGAGCUAGAUGCUAUCUGCAAGCAGCGUGGUUCGACUCAAGGUGGAACUGGAGUUGGUGACAGCAUCGUUAACCAGCUGUUGUCCAAGAUGGACGGUGUUGACCAAUUGAACAAUAUCCUCAUUAUUGGAAUGACCAACCGCCUGGACAUGAUUGAUGAGGCCUUGUUGCGUCCGGGUCGUCUCGAGGUCCACAUGGAAAUUUCUCUCCCCGACGAAAAGGGCCGUCGUCAGAUCUUGAACAUUCAUACAGCGAAGAUGCGGACGAACAGCAUUAUGGACCAUGACGUCGACUUGCUUGAACUGGCUCAGCUCACGAAGAACUUUUCUGGAGCUGAGCUGAGUGGUCUCGUCAAGAGUGCUACGAGUUUCGCAUUCAGCAGACAUGUCAAGGUUGGUACGAUGGCUGGGAUCUCCGACGACGUCGAGAACCUGCGCGUCAACCGCUCUGACUUCAUGAAUGCACUCGAGGAAGUCACCCCUGCAUAUGGUGUUGCGAAGGAGGAGCUCGAGCAGGUUAUACAGAACGGCAUCAUCUUUUACGACCAAGUCAUCAACGACAUUCUGCGCUCUGGUGAGCUCUUCAUCGACCAAGUACGCACUUCGACGCGUACACCACUCGUCAGCUUGCUCUUGCACGGACCUCCGGGUUCCGGCAAGACUGCGCUUGCUGCAACCAUCGCCCGCGCAUCCGACUGUCCGUUCAUGAAACUCGUGUCGCCCGAUGACAUGGUUGGCUUCUCCGAGAGCCAGAAGGUUGCCGCCAUCAGCAAGAUUUUCUCUGACAGUUACAAGAGUCCACUCAGUGUCAUUGUUGUUGAUAGCUUGGAACGUCUGCUAGAUUUCACGCCCAUUGGCCCUAGAUUCUCGAACUCUGUUCUACAGUCGCUGCUAGUCCUGUUCGCCAAGCGUCCACCUAAAGGCCGGCGCCUACUCGUCAUUGCCACAACCUCUCUGCGCCCCGUUUUAACAGAUCUCGGCCUUUCCGAAAGCUUUGAUUCGGAGAUCCGCGUUCCGCCCGUAUCAAACCUGCGUUCGCUUGAGGUUAUCCUCAACGAGGUGGAUCUCCUCAAAAAUCCUCGCGACCGUGAGCACACGAUGCAGAUGCUCCAGCAGGCCGGCUUCGGCGGUGACAACGAGACCGGUGGCAUCAACAUAGGCGUCAAGAAACUGUUGAGCAUGAUAGAGAUGGCCAGGCAGGAGCCUGAGGCUGUAGGCGAGCGGUUGGUUACGUCGCUGAUGGGAUUGUAAUAUGAAUGUAGGUGUAUUAAUGACGUUAGAUUGUGUAUUCCGUAGCCAGGAAGCUUUCUCUGCA